AUGCCAAAAUCCACUUGUUGCUUGCUUCUGGUGACAUCCCAGCUGUGGCUGACACGGCGCACAUUAGCUCACAUGCCAGUUUGUUCGGUUGCCAAAUCUGUGAAACAAAGGGAAAAGUCUCAGACAACAUACAGCACAGAAUGUACUUUGAAGAUAGUUCCACUCCUUUGCAACCUUUGGAAGAAUUCAAAACCGGCAAUCCUUGAGCUGUCAGCCUUCUUCAGAUCUUUCUUCUUCACACUAGAUGAACUUCAUUUAGUUGCAAGAGGAAUCAGAAAGCACAUUUACGACUUGAUCACUGUGUCCCUUACUAAGGAGACAAAAUUUUCUUAUACCUGUCUGGAUGAUACCCUCUCUAGCACAGAAUACCCAUUUUUCGUACCAAGAACUACUGGUUUUAUCCAUUCAAUUGGCGCCCAUUUCCAUCUAAUUAGCAUCCGUUUCCAUCUAAUUAGAACCCAUUGA
This is a messenger RNA of Phycomyces blakesleeanus NRRL 1555(-), 465 nucleotides long. RefSeq lists its product as hypothetical. The record is from RefSeq and is a predicted model, not a curated record. Lineage: Eukaryota; Fungi; Mucoromycota; Mucoromycetes; Mucorales; Phycomycetaceae. The transcript has 2 exons. The coding region runs from base 1 to 465 and encodes 154 amino acids.